AUGCAGGUUGCAACACUUAGUUAUCAAUCUAAUCCAAAAGAAAAUUUUCAUAAUGAUCCAAGAUUAACAUUUCAACAUCGACAUAUACUUACCACCAUAACAAGUCCACAGAAAAAACAAAAACAACGUCGACCUCCUUUAUCUGAUGUUAGUAUAAAUUCUAAUAAUCAUUUACCAUCGGUAAAAAUUUAUCAAAAACGACCUGGUUCAAUAUAUGUUAAAGGUAAUCGAUUAACAUCAUCAAAAUUAAAUGAUAUAUCGACAGUAUCAAAAUUAAACGAUACUUCAACAACAUCAUUUCAUCAACCAUCUCGUGCACGUAGUCAAGUAUCGGAUAUAAAUGAUAUUUCACGAAUAAGAAGUAGAUCUGUCACUCCACCAGGAACUAGAAGAUCAUCAUCAAAAUUUGUUCGUGUUAAAUUUGGAUAUCCUGUUACAAUUCGUUCACCAGAUUUUUAUGCACCAAGUUUAAGCAAUGCUGAAUUACGUUUUCGUGAAGAAUCAUUUAUUAGUGAUUCAAUUCGUUAUGCACAUCAAAGUUCUCAAUCAUCAUUUAUUUCACCUUAUGAAGCAUUUGAUGAUCCUAGUUUAACACAUUUUUUUCAAUCACCAGUUGUAUUAGAUGUUAUACGUAAGACAUUGAAUAUUGAUUUACGUGAAAGAUCAUCUGCCAAUCAUCGAGAUAAUGAUUAUCAUCGAAUUGUUGCUAAACCUUCAUCUGGAUAUUCAAAAUUAAAUGGUUAUGAUUGUAUUCCACCAUCUGCUCCUGCUCGUCAUCGUCGUUUCAUAUCACAUGACAAAUAUCGAUUAUCAGCGAAUUCAUCAUUAACAAGUGUUCCAACAUAUAGUAGUAUUCAUUUUCAACAAAAAAGAAGUUCUCGUCUAAAUAAUAAAUCAAAACUCUCAGCACCAAUAGCAGCAUCAUCUCCUUUAAGACAUACAACAGAAGCAGCAAGUGAUAUUGCACCUGCUUCUAGUGUUUCUCAGGAGUGA
Molecule: messenger RNA, 993 nt
Organism: Rotaria sp. Silwood2
Lineage: Eukaryota; Metazoa; Rotifera; Eurotatoria; Philodinida; Philodinidae
Source: the annotation of a GenBank genome assembly